Molecule: messenger RNA, 4041 nt
Organism: Dromiciops gliroides (monito del monte)
Lineage: Eukaryota; Metazoa; Chordata; Mammalia; Microbiotheria; Microbiotheriidae
Gene: SLC9A6
Product: solute carrier family 9 member A6
Exons: 16
Coding region: 84-2192 (702 amino acids)
Biological process (GO): sodium ion transport; proton transmembrane transport; regulation of pH
Cellular component (GO): recycling endosome; membrane
Molecular function (GO): sodium:proton antiporter activity
Source: RefSeq, a predicted model, not a curated record
CAUGAGCCCUCGGGAGUGGCCGGGGACAACAAACGGCAUCUGGUUCGGGGGGCGGAUGCGGUGGCAUUGGGGCUGGGGGAACCAUGGCACUGAGCGCCUGGCGGAGGGUUCCCGUGCGCGGCAGCGGCAGCUUCGGCUCCCGCAGCCGGGCACGCGGGCGGCUUCUCUGGCUCCUGUUGGCGGUUGUCGCCUGUGGCUGGGCGGGUGCCCAGGACGGUGGCGGAGCCGGAGCCGUAGGGGCCAUGGAGGAGGAGAUCGUGUCCGAGAAGCAGGCGGAGGCGAGCCACCGGCAGGACAGCGCCAACCUGCUCAUCUUCAUCUUGCUCCUCACCCUCACCAUCCUCACCAUCUGGCUCUUCAAGCACCGACGGGCCCGUUUCCUGCACGAGACCGGCCUGGCCAUGAUCUACGGGCUUUUGGUGGGCUUGGUGCUCCGAUACGGCGUUCAUGUUCCCAGUGAUGUUAAUAAUGUGACAUUAAGCUGUCAAAUGCAGACAAGUCCGGCUACCUUGUUAGUGAAUGUUAGUGGAAAAUUUUAUGAAUAUACACUGAAAGGAGAGAUCAGUUCACAUGAACUCAAUAACGUUCAAGAUAAUGAAAUGCUUAGGAAGGUAACUUUUGAUCCCGAAGUAUUUUUCAACAUAUUACUUCCUCCAAUUAUAUUUUAUGCAGGAUACAGUCUGAAACGGAGACAUUUCUUCCGAAACCUUGGGUCGAUCCUGGCAUAUGCUUUUCUUGGGACAGCCAUUUCUUGUUUUGUGAUAGGGUCAAUUAUGUAUGGCUGUGUAACCCUGAUGAAAGUAACAGGACAGCUUGCCGGUGACUUCUACUUCACUGACUGCUUGUUGUUUGGUGCCAUCGUGUCAGCAACGGAUCCAGUGACCGUUCUCGCCAUAUUCCACGAACUUCAAGUUGAUGUUGAACUGUACGCGCUUCUCUUUGGGGAGAGUGUCCUUAACGAUGCCGUUGCUAUAGUGCUGUCUUCUUCCAUUGUGGCAUACCAGCCAGCUGGAGACAAUAGCCACACGUUUGACGUGACAGCCAUGUUUAAGUCUAUCGGAAUCUUCCUGGGGAUAUUCAGUGGUUCCUUCGCCAUGGGAGCUGCCACGGGAGUGGUUACAGCCUUGGUGACCAAGUUCACCAAACUGCGAGAGUUCCACUUGCUUGAAACGGGCCUGUUCUUCUUGAUGUCCUGGAGUACUUUCCUUCUGGCUGAAGCCUGGGGUUUCACUGGUGUAGUGGCGGUCCUGUUCUGUGGCAUCACACAAGCGCACUAUACAUACAAUAACCUGUCUCCGGAUUCUCAGCAUAGAACUAAGCAGUUGUUUGAGCUGCUCAAUUUCUUGGCCGAAAAUUUCAUCUUCUCGUACAUGGGACUUACACUCUUCACUUUCCAGAACCACGUCUUUAACCCGACUUUCGUGGUGGGCGCUUUUCUUGCCAUUUUCUUGGGAAGAGCUGCCAAUAUUUAUCCCUUGUCCUUUUUACUCAAUUUGGGCAGGAGAAAUAAGAUUGGAUCCAAUUUUCAACAUAUGAUGAUGUUUGCUGGCCUUCGUGGUGCGAUGGCCUUUGCCUUGGCUAUUCGGGACACUGCCACCUAUGCAAGGCAGAUGAUGUUCAGCACCACACUCCUGAUUGUGUUUUUUACUGUGUGGGUGUUUGGUGGGGGCACCACGGCCAUGUUGUCGUGUCUGAACAUUCGGGUUGGAGUUGAUUCAGACCAAGAUCACCUGGGCUUCCCAGAGAGUGAAAGAAGGAACACAAAAGCUGAAAGCGCUUGGCUCUUCAGGAUGUGGUACAACUUUGACCAUAACUAUCUGAAGCCUCUCCUGACCCACAGCGGGCCUCCUCUUACUUCGACACUCCCCAGUUUCUGUGGACCCCUUGCAAGAUGUCUGACGAGCCCUCAAGCUUAUGAAAAUCAGGAACAACUGAAAGAUGAUGAUUCUGAUCUUAUCUUGAACGAUGGUGACAUUAGCUUGACGUAUGGCGAUUCUACUGUUAGCACUGACUCAAUGUCAGCCAGUGCUCCCAGGAGGCUUAUGGGAAACACCUCUGAAGAUGUCCUGGAUCGAGAACUUGCAUUUGGGGACCAUGAACUUGUAAUUCGGGGAACCCGCCUGGUUCUUCCAAUGGAUGAUUCUGAGCCCCCAUUAAAUAUGUUAGAUAAUUCAAGGCAUGGGCCAGCUUAACAUGUCUGUUGCUUACUAACCUGACUAUAAAAUCCGCAUACGCAAUUGUGAAGAAAUGUUGUACUACCUACCAAGUCCAAUGCAUGUAUCUGACCGUUUAAGCUGUAUAAAUCCUAUUUAUAUGGCAUAGCAAGAAUAUAUAUAUUCUGUACAGGACAGAUUGUGAACUAGCAGUUCUUUGACUUUAAAACAAAAAUCCCCUAUUGCCUGCACUUUGUGGAGUGGCAUUGUUUUCAGCCCCCUGCAUAGUGAUAACGUGGUUCCUGCUACCUUUCUCAACUCAGUACAAAAAGAGGCCGAGUUAGUCAUUCUUCUAGUUACUUGACACAACCAAAAUACCAAAUUUUGGGAGUAUAGGUUUAGUUUGAGAUGGGGAAGAGGGGGCGGGGUAUCUUCCUUUCCCAGAAGAGUUUGGGGCAGAGUCUAUUUCAGAUAAUAGGAUUUCAGUGACACUCCAUGGGUUCUGCUUUUCUGUGCCAUUCCAAGUAGUCUAUUCUGGUCCAGAGCAUGAUUGCAGAACUGUGCUGGCUGGCUUCAGUUCUGAUGGGGGUGGGGUAGGAGGGGUAGGGAAAGAGAUGGGGUGGGGAGGUCACAUGUUUCCUUGGGCCAGAAAGAGUCAGACUGAUGAGCACAGUGCAGUGCCCUUUGUAAAGGGUGAGGAGAAGUGACUUGGAAAUAAUUUUUUAAAAUUCCAAGACCUUGGCCGGUAUUGAACCCAGCUCAUCAUGCAUACUGAAAGCUCUGUAUAGCACAGCACAUUUUUGGGAGUGACUAUGGGUGGGAGGGUGGUCGUAAUAGAAUGGGGAUUUCAGAGGCCUCUCCUGAAACAUAUAAAUAUUCUGCCUCAAAUAUAAUUACCUUUAGAUGCUAAUUUGCUGCUUAAGUUUUGGUCAUGUAUGUGAUGCAUAAAACAAGCUUCGUGGUUGGGCCCUUUCUCUUUCAGGCAUUAUUUAAGCCGCUUUUCUCGCUGUAAGCAGUAGAUGUAGCACCCUCAACUUGACCACAUCCAAGUGUCAUUUGUGUAAUACUGUAGUUGAUCAUGACAAUUAAUUUAUAGCUCUAUUAUCGCACUUGUGCCCGCUCCCAGCAUCCAAUGAAAAUGGGACCCAGCUGCUGUUGGGUAAACUGGAACUUGGCUUCAUCUCCAAGUCAUGUUUCCAAAGCUGAUUGCAAACUGAAAGGGGGAAGAAUGUUGCCUUUUCAGUAGUUAAAAAUCAUUGCACUUUGAGAACUCUUUAGCAUGCUUUGUGUCUAGUUGUCUUUGUUUCUCUAUUCCUUUUUAAUAUAAAAUACUUAAGCUGCCAUAUGUAUUUGAAAGUUUUUGUUUUUUUCCUAGGAAGAGCACAGAACAAAAUUUACAAUUUCGAAUUCAGUUUAUUAUGAUGGAAAUUAUUUGAGAUGCAGUGAAUACUGAGAACUCUUUUUUCUUCCUUUUUCAAAUGCAAACACUGACUACAAAAACAAUUCAACCUUUUUUUUUCUCUCUCCUGUUUUCUUUUGUUUUCUUGGAUUUGAGUAAAGUUGCCUUAAAUUGUUUUCCCCCUGGCUAGAACUGAUCUCUUUGGAGUUCUAGUGAGUUUGUUCCAAGCAAGCUCAAUUCUUGCCCCCCUGCUGUUUUGUGUAGGACAGGUUUGCACCUGAUUAUGGCAGUUGUAGAUUUUGAUGUAGCUAUAGGUACCCUAGUGCUAGUGACCUUCCUGCCAUGCAGGAAUUCUGUGACGUGUUCAUUUCUCUGAUGUGUGCUUCUUCAUGUAAUCAAAGAUUUUGUCAUUGUGUGUUUUGAGGUGCUGUAUCGCUUCCCCAUACUAUUAUAUAUUCAAUAAAGAUCUACCACUUUUUUAUGCUGUCA